CAUCAGAUCUCCAGAGAGUACUACAUAGAAGAAAAAAUUCUAAGGAAUCAAUCGAGUUUUCUGUCAAGUCCAAGGAAUAUCCAUGCUUUAACCACAAGCAGGAGAAAAUGAAGCACAUUAUCAAUCUAUAUGAAAACAUCAACGAUACAGCAAGAAAUAACUCUGACUGUCCUCAUGUGGUUUUGCCAGAAGAGAUAUUCUUCACAAUCUCUACUGUCGGGGUUUUGGAAAAUCUGAUUGUUCUUCUGGCUGUGAUCAAGAAUAAGACUCUCCAGUUACCCAUGUACUUUUUCAUCUGCAGCUUGGCCAUUUCUGACAUGUUGGGCAGUUUAUAUAAGAUCUUGGAAAAUAUCCUGAUCUUGUUCAGAAAUAUGGGUUUUAUCAAACCUCAAGGCAAUUUUGAGACCACAGCAGAUGACGUUGUUGACUCACUGUUCAUCCUCUCCCUCCUUGGCUCCGUGUUCAGCCUGUCUAUGAUCGCUGCUGACCGCUACAUUACCAUCUUCCACGCUCUGCAGUACAGCAGCAUUGUGACCACACGCCGUGCCGUCAUCGUGCUGAUGGUCAUCUGGACAUGCUGCAUGGGAAGUGGCAUCGCCAUGGUGACCUUUUCCCACCAUGUGCCUACAGUGAUCACCUUCACAUCAUUGUUCCCUCUGAUGUUGGUCUUUAUCCUGUGUCUCUAUGUGCACAUGUUCUUGCUGGCCCGUUCCCAUGCCAGAAAGAUCUCGGCCCUUCCCAGAGCCAACAUGAAAGGGGCCAUCACACUUACCAUUCUGCUUGGGGUCUUCAUCUUCUGUUGGGCUCCCUUUGUCCUUCAUGUCCUCUUAAUGACAUUCUGCCCAGAUAACCCUUACUGUGCCUGCUACAUGUCCCUCUUCCAGGUGAAUGGCAUGUUGAUCAUGUGCAAUGCAGUCAUCGACCCCUUUAUAUAUGCCUUCCGGAACCCAGAGCUCAGGGAUGCAUUCAAAAAGAUAAUCUUCUGCAAUAAGUACCAGUAAAAUUAUUGAUCUUUGUUUUUAGGAACCACAGGGAUAAUUUUGUUAUGUGACAGAAUAAUGUGAUAUACCAAGAAAUACCCCCCAACUGUCCUUUCCUUCCCUAAUGCACAUGAGAUUAUCCCACUAAAUAGUAUUUGUGAUAGCUUGGUUCUUUGUGAACAGUCUUGCUGUAGGUACAACUUUUAUAACUAGAGAGAUAAAAUAGUGUACUAAAAAGAAGGAUAGAAUACAAGGCAUAUAGAGCAAUACAAAUUUGAGAGCUUCAGGCUAAUGCAAAAGAUGUUCUUCUAUAGCCAAUGACUUGGGUGGCCUCUCCAGGUUGUAGGCCAAUAUAGCUGACUUCUAGAAGAUAAAGUACCAGAAAAAAUACUCAGGGCAGAAACUACAGGGUCUUUAUAAGGAAAAGGUGCCAAUUAAUUGCAGCAGCUGAAUGUGCCUGUCUGCACUGCCAUCAGAACACCUGCCACCCUCUCUCAUGCCUGUAUGCUUUAUUGCAUGCCACCUCAAAUCUUUUUGGAAGCAGGUAGGAUAUACAUCAUAAAUGUCAAAUUGCCAGCUUUGAGCUUUCAGCAAUAAAGGAACCUUCUAUGUUAGUUAUCUUUAUUCAACUCAGGAUCCCACUGGCAUUAAAAUCCUUUCCUGGUUAAAACUCAUGUUUUAGAAGGAAAAUUUUAAAGGAGGAAAUAAAAAUGUAAUCCAUUUGCUUCCUGUGUGGAAAUAAAUAAAAUUGACUGUUUGAAGAAAGUAUAACCAAUCUUUGCAUUCCAAAUGUAAAAGGAAAGGAAAAGAAGCCCCAAGCUCCAAUAUGUAUUUUGUGAAAUAAGGAGAGUGUGUAUGAAUAUUUCCACCAUGCUUUUGGACUAUGGGAAAAACCAAAACCAAAACACCACUUCAGGAACAGUGCUACUAUUGAGACCCAAGCCAGACGCUGAUGGAAAACAUUUUACCUCCUUCCACAGACGAGCCUGAGGGGCAGGUCCAGUCACUGGAAAAUUUCACACUACCAUCAGCCACAGGAAAGAUGCCAGACAUUGAAAAGCAACCAUCCCUGAAAGGAAUAAAAUUAAUGUAAUUUUUAAGUUCAUCCAUUGUUAACAGCAAAAGAUAAAGCUUAAAGAAGGAGUACAUUCUGAUUGUAAACCUUUGCUAAGUUGGAGAGUAACUUAAAGGGAUGAGUGAGGGAAGAAGUAAGGUCUUCAGGUGCAUGGAGUGUGGUUGUUCGGGAUCCAACGAGUGACAGUAUCUCCCGGAAGAGGCAACAAUUGGCCUGAAGAAGUUUUCCCUGAGCUGGUGAAAGAAGCCAGCCACAAACAAGACUGCUGGAAUGGUGAUGAGUUUGACACUGCACAUGGAAAUAGAACAGAACAUAAGAAGCUGAGCAGAGAGCAUGUCAAAAGGAAGACAGUUGGAAGGAUUCUGGGAAAAAGAUGGUGGUAUAAGAAGGCAAGGCAAAAACCUCCUCCCCAAAUCACAUAGAACACAAAAACACAGCAAAUACAACUAAACCUGAAAAUGACCUGAAGACUGCAGAACAGACCACCUACAUCUGGGGAAGAGAAGACCUCCCAGAAAAGGGUAAAGUGGCAAAGCCACAAUCCUGCAGGACCCCCACCUUCCCCCCACCUCAGCCACAAUCAGGAGCAAGAGGAACAGAGCAGGGAGGGAGCAGGAGCCCAGGACCACUGAACACCUGGCCCUGGAGAUAUGCUCCAGGAACACAAACCCACAUUACAUGGUGCUCUGGUGAUUAGUGGGGCUGGACAACAGAGACAGGUGGAACACUCGGGGAAGCUGAGAUUCCAGCCUCUUGUGCAGAACUCUACUGAUCCCCCAAGACAAAAGCAAAGCGGGCAUACUGAAAGACUUCCCAGCAGCAAGAGGGGUGCCAGAGGGACAAGGAUUACACAGUGCUCUCUGCUUAGGAGAAAGGGCAGGUGGACAAUACCUCCCCAGCCCACCCUCAGCCCAACAGGUUAGGAACUCUCAGGAGCUUCAGAGGCUCUGUCCUUGCUGAAAACGCUGCCCCAAGACUCCUCCCUGCAGCCCUCAGCCUUGCUGGCCAGCAGCGCAAUCAGACUUUGCUCUUGGAUAGGCAGAGGGAGACCCUCCCAGCUUGCUCAGCCUCAUUUUGAGCCAGCAUGUGGGGGCCAGCCCCAGGAGUUCAUUUAUUCCAGCAGGCACCAGUCCUGCUCGCCUGCAGCCCCAGCCAUUGCAGCAGGCUGGACAGACUGGCUCUGCCCACAGCAGCUCAAGCAGUGCAGCACCAAGGCUCCUCCCUGCACACAGCCCACUUGACCUGACAAUGGAAGCAGGUGCUACAGCCAGCAAGGCAGAGGGAAGAUGCUUCCAGCUUUCUCAGCCCUGUUUUGGCCCAGCCACAGAAAUACUGUAGAAGCCAGUCCCGGGAGAUCCUUUCUCCCAGCAGGCACCUAUCCCACUUGCCUGUGCUCCCCCACCCCCACCCCGCUAUUGCUACAGGCCCGGUGGGGGCAGCUCUACCCCCAACUGCAACUCCAGCAUCCAGCUCUGAGUAGUCUCCCUGCUCACGUGAUCAGCCAUUGGCCUACACAGCCACACAGCCCACCUGACAUCAGAUCACUGCGAGCCAGACAGAAAGGUGUCCCGCCCACUGCACACCAACAGCUGAGGUUCCAGCACAGGAAAUUGAGUUCUGGGCACUAGAGGGCGCCCCCUACACAAAGUUACUAUUCCAUAGGAAAAAAAAAACAAACAAACAAACGAAGAGGCAGAGGAAUUCAGUCCAAACAAACCACAAAACACAAGACAGGGUUGAGUGAAAUUGAAAUCACCAAUAUUCUUGAUAAAAGGCACAAAGUAAAAGUCGUAAACAUGCUCACAGAUCUACAGGAAAAUAUUCAAGAUCUCAGGAAGGACCUCAACAAAAAUAUAGAAGAUCACUAAAAAAGACACUCAUAGAGAUGAAGAAUACAGUAUCCAAAAUGAAAAAAACAAUGGAAAGAAUUAAAAGCAAGAUUACACAGUUUUAAGCAGUUGUAAAUGAUCUGGAAAUUAGGGAGCAAGAAAACAAUGAAGCUGAAAAAGAGAGAAAAGGAUCUCUAGGAAUGAAAGAAUAAUAAGAGAACUGUGUUACCAAUCCAAACAGAGCAGUAUUUGCAUUAUUGAGGUAUCAGAAGAAGAAGAGAGAGCAAAGUGAUAAAGUCUCUUUGAGGAAAUAAUUGUUGAAAACUUCCCCAGUCUGGGGAAGGAAGUAGAUACUCAGGUCAUGGAAGCACAGAGAGCCCCUAACCAAAGGGGAGACAGUAGAAGGCAUGUUGCAGACACCAGCCUUGCAGAUGGCAGACAAAAUAGCAGUUAAUCAGGUCUGGAGAAAUCCCUCCCUCACCACAUGGAUGAUGCUAUUCUAAUGCAUAUUAACUUCAUUUACUAAUGUAAAAUGCUAUAUGUGAGUUUAUUUUCAUAAAAUCUAAAGCACACCCCUCUCAAUGAUUUUUUAAAUGUUAUUUCUAUCAUUAAAAGAAUAACAUAAGGCACA
Messenger RNA from Manis pentadactyla (Chinese pangolin), 4515 nucleotides. It is a transcript of the gene MC2R, whose product is annotated as melanocortin 2 receptor. The coding region runs from base 108 to 1001 and encodes 297 amino acids. NCBI's taxonomy places the organism in Eukaryota, Metazoa, Chordata, Mammalia, Pholidota, Manidae. Gene Ontology annotation, molecular function: corticotropin receptor activity. Gene Ontology annotation, cellular component: membrane. The record is from RefSeq and is a predicted model, not a curated record. Gene Ontology annotation, biological process: G protein-coupled receptor signaling pathway. The transcript has a single exon.